CAGUAGUACUUCCGGUUUGCGGUCCACGUGUAGUGACUGAGCUGUCAGAGAGCACCUGGUGAGUAAAUGGCUCCAGAAAGGGGUUUAUUGAUUAUUCCCGAUCGAUAAUCAAUUCCCCUGAUCUCAUUGAGGAUCAGAAGUUGCUGUGACCGCUGGUACCCGCACACAGCCAGAAUGGGGUGGGCUUUACAGGGCUGGUUACCAUGGUUACAGGUAAUUAUCAGCAAUUUAUAUAAACUACCUUUAUUAAUAAGAAGAACAUCAACACAAUCCUGUCUGCUGGGAGGAUGUGUCCCAUUAUAAUGAGUACUGCUGGAUUACACCUCCCAUCAAUCUCAGUACAAUUCUGGCUGAGGCUGGUGGGAGUUAAUCUAUAGAUCUGCUGUAAUGGUGAGGCAACCUGUUGCUAAACAAAGUCAGCUACUGUGAAAUAUAACUCCAAUCAUCCUCAUCCAGAGGUUAGCUAAGCCUUAAAGGAACACUAUAGUCACCUAAAUUACUUUAGCUAAAUAAAGAAGUUUUAGUGUAUAGAUCAUUCCCCUGCAAUUUCACUGCUCGAUUCACUGUCAUUUAGGAGUUAAAUCACUUUGUUUCUGUUUAUGCAGCCCUCGCCACGGGACAUAGUAAAAGGAAUGACAGAGUGGAAUGCCCAUAGACUUUGACAAGGCAGUGGAAUGCCCAUAGAGAAUAAUGGAAACAAAAUAUUUCAAUUAGAGACAAAACUAUUACACAUAUGAAAUCCAUAUUUUGCCACAAUAUUCUCCAGAUUCAGUGUCAAUUUUUGAAAUUGAAAUUAAGUGGGAUUAUCAUUGUUUUCUAUAGAAUAACAAUGGUGAAUGACUAAAGAGAAUGCCCAUAGACUAUAAUGGGAGGCAACACAAAAACUCAUUUGCAGGUAAAUCUCUGUUAUGUAGCAAAUUUAUCUUUUCCACAGGUGUUCCCCAAGUACAGCAGUAGAUUGUAAAAUUAAAAGUAACUGGGAUUAUAGCUCUUUUCUAUGGAAUGACAGGUAAAUGAUGCAAUGGAAUGCCCAUAGAGUAUAAUGGCAAGUAAUAUGUGACUUGGAAUCUGAACCGUGAAACAUAUCAAGUAAAGCUUUUGCAGGCAUACUCUGCGAGUUCAGUGGCAAUUUUUGAAAUUGAGAUUAAGUGGGAUAAUCAUUGUUUUCUAUAGAAUGACAAUGGUGAAUGACUAAAGAGAAUGCCCAUAGACUAUAAUGGGAGGCAACACAUAAACUCAUUUGCAGGUAAAUCUGUGUUAUGUAGCAAAUUCAUCUUUUCCACAGGUGUUCCCCAAGUACAGCAGUAGAUUGUAAAAUUAAAAGUAACUGGGAUUAUAGCUCUUUUCUAUGGAAUGACAGGUAAAUGAUACAAUGGAAUGCCCAUAGAGUAUAAUGGGAAGCAAUAUGUGACUUGGAAUCUGAACCGUGAAACAUAUCAAGUAAAUCUUUUGCAGGCAUACUCAACGAGUUCAGUGGCAAUUUUUGAAAUUGAGAUUAAGUGGGAUUAUCAUUGUUUUCUAUAGAAUGACAAUGGUGAAUGACUAAAGAGAAUGCCCAUAGACUAUAAUGGGAGGCAACACAUAAACUCAUUUGCAGGUAAAUCUCUGUUAUGUAGCAAAUUUAUCUUUUCCACAGGUGUUCCCCAAGUACAGCAGUAGAUUGUAAAGUUAAAAGUAACUGGGAUUAAAGCUCUUUUCUAUGGAAUGACAGGUAAAUGAUACAAUGGAAUGCCCAUAGAGUAUAAUGGGAAGCAAUAUGUGACUUGGAAUCUGAACCGUGAAACAUAUCAAGUAAAUCUUUUGCAGGCAUACUCUACGAGUUCAGUGGCAAUUUUUGAAAUUGAGAUUAAGUGGGAUUAUCAUUGUUUUCUAUAGAAUGACAAUGGUGAAUGACUAAAGAGAAUGCCCAUAGACUAUAAUGGGAGGCAACACAUAAACUCAUUUGCAGGUAAAUCUGUGUUAUGUAGCAAAUUCAUCUUUUCCACAGGUGUUCUCCAAGUACAGCAGUAGAUUGUAAAAUUAAAAGUAACUGGGAUUAUAGCUCUUUUCUAUGGAAUGACAGGUAAAUGAUACAAUGGAAUGCCCAUAGAGUAUAAUGGCAAGUAAUAUGUGACUUGGAAUUUGAACCGUGAAACAUAUCAAGUAAAUCUUUUGCAGGCAUACUCUACGAGUUCAGUGGCAAUUUUUGAAAUUGAGAUUAAGUGGGAUUAUCAUUGUUUUCUAUAGAAUGACAAUGGUGAAUGACUAAAGAGAAUGCCCAUAGAUUAUAAUGGGAGGCAACACAUAAACUAAUUUGCAGGUAAAUCUGUGUUGUGUAGCAAAUUCAUCUUUACCACAGGUGUUCCCCAAGUACAGCAGUAGAUUGUAAAAUUAUCUGGGAUUAUAGCUCUUUUCUAUGGAAUGACAGGUAAAUGAUGCAAUGGAAUGCCCAUAGAGUAUAAUGGGAAGCAGUAUGUGACUUGGUAUCUGAACCGUAAAACAUAUCAAGUAAAUCUUUUGCAGGCAUACUCUACGAGUUCAGUGGCAAUUUUUUGAAAUUGAGAUUAAGUGGGAUUAUCAUUGUUUUCUAUAGAAUGACAAUGGUGAAUGAAUUAAGAGAAUGCCCAUAGAGUAUAAUGGGAAGUAGAACAAAAAAUGCAAAAUGCAGUCUGUCUCAGAGUGUACGUAAGAUCAGCAGCAUAGCCUGGAAAUAUAUAUACAACGGUAUAGUGUAAUACCAACCCUGGCUUACUAGAUAGAAACCGUAAGAAAACCUAUAGUAAUAGAGUAAAAAACAUAAAUAAAAGUGAUACUAUAAUUCUAUGCCAGACCAGGAUAUAAUGGAUAGGGAUAUCAGAGUAUAGCCUAUAACGUAGCACCACCCUAAACAUCUGCUUUAUUAUAAUAUGCUAUAAGGGUGGAGAUACUCAAAAAGGUAAAUCCCAUAUAAUAAUCAAUCCUAGAAAGUGUCUAGAGUUGAAAUCAAUAUGACAUAAGCUCAGAGUCCAGCUAUAGUAAAAAGAUAGAAGGAUAGAGGUAAUAAAUAAAUGAAAAACCAGUCAAAAAAUAGACUGAUGGUAAGAUUAAGUUACAAAGCCUUUCUCCCUGUAAAUCUAGCUAGACAGGCAUAGAACAGAAAUAAGAAUAGAAUAAGUAUAGUGUCAAAUCAUGGUGCUACAACCACCAGUGCCCAGUGCUCAUAUCAAGUGAUAUGAGUGAAAUGCCCAUACUGGGCACUGGUGGUUGUAGCACCAUGAUUUGACAAUAUACUUAUUCUAUUCUUAUUUCUGUUCUAUGCCUGUCUAGCUAGAUUUACAGGGAGAGAGGCUUUGUAACUUAAUCUUACCAUCAGUCUAUUUUUUGACUGGUUUUUCAUUUAUUUAUUACCUCUAUCCUUCUAUCUUUUUACUAUAGCUGGACUCUGAGCUUAUGUCAUAUUGAUUUCAACUCUAGACACUUUCUAGGAUUGAUUAUUAUAUGGGAUUUACCUUUUUGAGUAUCUCCACCCUUAUAGCAUAUUAUAAUAAAGCAGAUGUUUAGGGUGGUGCUACGUUAUAGGCUAUACUCUGAUAUCCCUAUCCAUUAUAUCCUGGUCUGGCAUAGAAUUAUAGUAUCACUUUUAUUUAUGUUUUUUACUCUAUUACUAUAGGUUUUCUUACGGUUUCUAUCUAGUAAGCCAGGGUUGGUAUUACACUAUACCGUUGUAUAUAUAUUUCCAGGCUAUGCUGCUGAUCUUACGUACACUCUGAGACAGACUGCAUUUUGCAUUUUUUGUUCUUUUGUCUGUUUAUUUGGGGUUAAGCCCCUUCGAGAUACCUGGAAUCUCGUUUCGGUACACUAGUCCCUGUGUGGCACCUGUUGAUCUCUUCCCCCCUCUGGCUCCAUUCUGGGGGGAGUUUAUACAGGUGGAUACACAGAGACGUAGAACCCUGUGUUCUUUAUUAUUAUUUUUUUCUUAUAAUGGGAAGUAGAAUAUAAACUCAUUUGCAGGGAAAUCUGUGUUACAUAGCAAAUUAACCUUUGCCACAGGGGUUCCCCAAGUACAGCAGCAGAUUGUAACAUUAAAAGUAACUGGGAUUAUAGCUCUUUUCUAUGGAAUGACAGGUGAAUGAUACAAUGGAAUGCCCAUCGAGUAUAGUGUAUAUCAACUCUUUUGUAAGGAAAUCUGAAAGACAUAGCAAGUUAAACAUAGCAUCCCUCCUUAGACAAUUUAGACUACAGCAUUUAGCCUACAACUACAGCCCCUAACCCUUAAUUGCAGCCCACAUCCCCCUACUACAGACCCUACACCCUACUACAGUCCUUUAGUCCCCACUACAGCCCCCAUACUCUACUUUAACCCAUAACCCCCUACUACAGCCCUGUAACAAACUACCCUUCUUCAUUGGCUUUUGGAGAGGCCUUCUUGACAGCCUCUUGCCCUGUGACUAUGGCCCCUGGGUUGUAUUGCCCUUUAAAAACUCUAUUUGUGCCUAUUGUAUUUUGGAGCACUGUUUCUGCCCCUUUAAAUGGUACUGGUACAGUUCUGCACUUUUGAAGUGGCACUUCGGAUGCAGCUGAAGUGCCGAAGUAGUCGAAGAAGCUGCCAUUCGACAUACGAACACGUGGCGGCGGCCAUUUUAAUUCAGUCGAAAGCGUUCAGCGGUGUCUAGUUGUCGAGUUCAUGGAACUCAAAUCGGAUAUGCGACGGGACGAACACCGCUGAACUUUACCUUCUCCAGACUUCGACGCUUCGACUGGAGUCGAAAACUGUUUGACAAUUCGAACAGCACUUUAACAUUGACUGUUUGCACAAAUGGUUGCCGUUCGUCUAAUUGAACUAAAUCUGACUGUCUGCCAGAGUCUGUGUGUGUGUGUGUGUGUUUGUGGCUGUCUGCCUCUGUGUGGCUGUCUGCCUCUGUGUGGCUGUCUGCCUCUGUGUGUUUGUGUGGCUGUCUGCCUGCCUGUGUGUGUUUGUGUGGCUGUCUGCCUGUGUGUGUGUGUGUGUGGCUGUCUGCCUGUGUGUGUGUGUGACUGUAUGUGUGUGACUGUGUGUGUGGCUGUCUGCCUGUGUGUGUAUGUGUGUGACUGUGUGUGGCUGUCUGCCUGUGUGUGUUUGUGUGUGUGACUGUCUGCCUGUGUGUGUGUGGCUGUCUGCCUGUGUAUGUGUGUGGCUGUCUCCCUGUGUGUGUGACUGUCUGCUUGUAAGUAUGUGUGUGUGGCUGUGUGUGUGUGUGUGUAAGACUGUAUGUGUGGUUGUCUGCCUGUGUGUGUGUGGCUGUCUGCCUGCCUGUAAUUGUGUGUGAGUAUGUUUAUCUACCUGUAACUGUGUAUGUGUGUUACUGCCUGAUCCUGUGUAUGUGACUAUCUGCCUGCGACUAUGUGCAUGUGGUGUCUUUGACAGUGUAUAUGUAUAACUGUGUUCAUCUGACUGUGGGACUGUGUGCACAUAACUCUGCAAAAAUAUACACCUGCAUUCACACACAAGCCUAAAUGCAUGUUUUUAUUUGAAUUAAAUACCCAACACACACAGCCAAUAAAUCCAGCACAAAUAUCACAUACAACCAAUACACACAUACACACACAGUUAAUACACCCAAUACAGAUAUCACACAUAGCAUAUAUAUCACACAGUCAUCACACCUAUCACAUACACAGACAACACAAACAUUACAUCAUACAUGGAUGACGGGGGAGGGGGGGGCGCUGUGAAGAUUUUUCGCACAGGGCGCCUAAAGGCCUAAGGGUGGCCCUGAAUGUAACACAUGGUUUCAUACUUACCUCUUAGGUGACAUUAUGUAUGUAUUGCCUCAUCUUAGACCAUGUGUAACUACUGUUUUAUUUUUUUCUUACUUAUCUCAUACUGCGAACAGUUGUAAUUUAUAUGUGCAAACUACAAUAAAAUAUAAAUUAUAAAAAAAUAAAUAAAUAAAGCCUCAGUUCCUUCUGUUCCUGCUUAACCUUCAAUACAUAGUCUUGUCUCGUUAUUGUAGGGAACUGCUAUACUUUUAUUCUCCCCUGAGCUCUAAUCACUUAGCUCUUUUAAGAGCUGUUCCUGAUACGCUCUCCUGGAGGAGAGGUCUUUCCCACACGGUCCUGGAGGACAGAGGUUGAUCCAGGGUGGAAGGAAGACGGUGUGACUCCAGUUAAGCUACGGCGGUUGUGGAGUCUGCGGUGGUUGUGGUUAUGGUCCUCGGCGUCAGCUAGGAAGCGUCCGUCUACGGAGGUGCCCAAUCGGGGUACCAGGUGAUCCGUUACAAGCCCCUUACUGUAAAAUUGCAGCCUCCAUACCCUACUACAGCCCCAAACUCCCUACUAAAGCCCCUUUAAUCCAACAACAGCCCCUAACCCAACUACAGCACCGAACCUCCACUACAGCCCCUUAUUCCCACUGAACCCCCAUACCCCAAAGUAGCUCAUAUCCAGCCCUAAGCACCCUACUACAGUCCCAUACCCCCACCCCUACUGCAGCACCUAUCCCACACUACAGUACCUACCCCCAAAUGUAGCCCAGAACCCCUCACUAUAGUCCUUAUCCCCCACUGCAGCCCCUAACUUCCCUACUACAGCCUCUAUCCCUCCAACUAAAACCCCUAUUCUCUUACCACAGUCCCUAUCCCCCACUACAGUCACUCUUAUCCAAUUGCAGCUCAUAUCCCCCACAUUACAGCCUUUUUUCCUCCAAGUGCAGCCAUUCCCCAAUUCAGCCCCUGACCCCAUACCACAGCCAUUAUCUCCCCACUAGGCUCCCCCGGGGCAGGCGGCCAGUGGCUUCCUGGGCGGGCGGCAAGGCAGCACUUUCAAUGCAACCCGCAAUGAUGCCGGGAGCCGGAAUAUGACAUCAUAUUCCGGCUCCCGGCAUCACUCUGCGGCGCGCGAGGGAGCUGAGGGGAAAGUGCUCCCUCACUGAAAACUGCACGUCUGGCCGCCUCCCUGCCCAGCAGCCCCACUGGACCCCAGGUGAGAAGUCCACGCAGCUAUCCCAAACGUAGGGAGGCUGGGUGGAUUUAAAUAAAUAAAAAAUAAUAAUAAUAAUUGCGAGUGUGAGAAAAUGUGUGUUAGUGAAUGUGAGUGUGUCAGUGAAUGUGAGUGUGUGUUUCAAUGAGUGAGUGUGUGUCUGUCAGUCAGUGCGUGCGUCUGUCAGUGUGAGUGUGUGUCUAAGUGUAUGUCUGUCUAUCAGUGUGUCAAAUCAGUGAGUGUGUGUAUGUCAUUUUUUUGUCAGUGUAUAUGAGAGUGUGAGUCUGUCAGUAAGUGUGCGUCUGUCAGUCAAAGUGCAGCCUUGACAUGAAGGGGUGGGGAAAAUUUUAAUUAGGGGGGGUGCCCGAGCACCGUCCUGCCUAGGGCAGCACAAAACCUAAAUACACCACUGAUUAGGUAUACAUAUCUGUAUUCUUUACACUACAGUCCUGAUGCACCUUAAUAAAUAGGUCUCUGUGGCAAAACUAGCCACUUGGACUAACUUGGACAAUAUGUGGGAAAAGUUGCCUGUAUCUUUAUUGUGCUGUACUAUGUGCCUGGCUGUAAUUGACUGCCUUCUCUGUAUGUUUCAUUGAUCUGUCAGCUAUCUGCCAAAAGCAGGUAGCCUUACUGUGUUUCGUUUCACGAACAGCGCCUUUGCGAGCUGUUCGUGAACCGAAUUAACUAUCUUUUAAUAGCCCACACACUAAGGGACGUGUGGCGCUUGUUAACCGAUUGCAACAAUGUUGCAAUUGGUAAUUAGAGGCUCUCCUAGGUGGCCGUCGUUCGGGCUACCGACCACACGGCGGUCAGCCAUCUUGGAUCCUUUGUUCCCCCCCAGCGGUGUUUGGUCGUCGAGCGCAUGGAACUGAAAACAGCUACUCGACGGCGCAAACGGUAUUUUGGGGCAAACUCUAUGGCAAAGUGUAUUUCGUGCGCGUUCGGUUGUUUUAGCUGGGAUCUGAGCGGGGUUCUCACGAACUGUGCAUUCAGACCCCAGCUAUCUACCGAACGUCCAUUCAUUUAAAUCUGCAAAUAUUAUUGAAGUUAUAGAUUUUAAUGUAACUUGUCGGUUCUGCUGAACAGAGGGAUAAUCCACUUAACGGUACAUUCCAGUGGGAGUGUCCCUCUCGUGCAGCAGUGCCUGAUGGGAGAAAUGCCCUGUACAUUAAGUUUCCCAUGUAGUCCACUCCUGUAAUGCCCCUGUGAUGUGACUCAGGAAACCCCUUGCAUGGGGAAUUGUAUAAAUACUGGAGCAUGUGAUUAAAGACCUCAGUUGACUCCCAGAACUGUGUUUCGUCCGGUUACUGGGGGAUUUGGGAUAUUGCCUUACUUUUCAGCGCUUGACUGUGGAUUACUUUCUGUACCAGCGGAAUUCGUGGGAUUUAAUAUUGCCGAUCCGCUAUAGUCUCCCCCUCUAAAGAGUAAAAAAAAAAAAAUCAAAAUAAUUACUCACUGUAGCGGAUCGGCAGUAUUAAAUCCAUGAAUUCCGCUGGUUCAGAAAGUAAUCCACAGUCAAGCGCUGAAAAGCAAGGCAAUAUCCCAAAUCUCCCAGUAACCGGACGAAACACAGUUCUGAGAGUCAACUGAAGGCUUUAUUCACAGCUCUGCAAUUUAUACAAUUCCCCAUGCAAGGGGUUUCCUGAGUCACAUCCCAGGGGCAUUCCCAGAGUGGACUACGUGGGGAACUUAAUGUACAGAGCCUUUCCCCCAUCAGGCACUGCUGCACGAGAGGGAUCCUCCCACUGGAAUAUACCGUUAAGUGGAUUUACUUUAAAAUGUACAGUUCUUCGACUAUUUCGACUAUUUGCACGAAUGGACGUUCGGUAGAUAGCUGGGGUCUGAGCGCAUCAUUCGUGAGAUUACCGCUCAGAUCCCAGCUAAAACAACCGAACGCCGCACGAAAAACAUAUUCAUUAAAACACACAUUCAAAAGACCGAUUGAAGUAUAGGGAAUAUAAUACCGAACGGCCCGGAACUCCCGAACAGCCUGGAAGUUCAGCACCUCUAAGUGUGUGGGCUAUUACAUGGUGGUUAUUUCGGUUCACGAACGGCCCGCAAAGGUGCCGUUCGUGAAACGAAAUGGAAUACAGCUAUCUGUGUUCGGCAGAUAGCCAAUACAGGAAAUACAAGGUAUUACAGCCAGCAUACAUUAUACUUAUGCACACACAUACCCCACAACCAUACAGGCAACCCUUAAAGGUACAGUCUCUUUAUAUUGUCCAAGUGGCUAGGUUUGCCACACUCACCCUUCCAGACUUGAUGCCCCCUCCUGCUUUAGCGCCACCCGGAUGAUGGGUCUAUCCAAUGCACAUCAGAGAGGAGUAUUGUGUGCCUGAGGCACAUGCAAUGAUUCUCUAUUGCCGACCAUGACAGCACUGUGCAUGCAUGCGUAACGUCAAGGUAUGUUACAGUAUGAGAAUUGGGAAGUAAGAUUCCUGGCUCUCAUACCCAGAAGGCUUGGAGACAUGUUUUGAGGUCGCUCUUCUAAGCCCUAUAUUUAGACACACACACGCAUAAGGACAUACAGACACUGACAUACAUUCACACAGACAUACAUUCAUACUGGCAUACACUGACACUGGCAUACAUACAUACUGAUAGACAUAUAUACAUGCAUACAGACACUGAUAUCCAUACACACACACAUACAUACAUACACACAGACAUACAUUCAUAUUGACAUACAGACAUACAUUGGUACUGGUAUACAUACAUAUAUACAUACUGACAUGCAUGCAUACAGACACUGACUUCCAUACAUACACACAGAUAUACAUUCAUACAGACAUACAUUCAUACUCAUGCAUACAUACAUAUAUACAUACUGACAGACCUACAUAUAUACACAUACUGACAGACAUACAUAUAUACAUAAUGACAGACAUACACACUGACACAGACAGCUCAUUUGUCAGCCACCCUCCUGUUUCUUACUGUUUCUUUGCAGGAGGGUGACUGGGGCUGAUGGGAGUCAGCAUGGCUCUCCCUCUUCAAGGCCUCCACGCUGGCUCUCCUCCUGCGCAUAGUGAGCUGGGAGGAAGUGACCGGCCGUCAUUUCCUCCAAGCAGCACUUGCGUUACGGCUGCAUUUUUUUUUUAUGCAAGGGGCCCUGUUGCGCUAUAACACGGUCACAGCGCUGACAGUGCCCCUGAAGAUAUAGGGCCCAUCGGGUGGCCCUAAGUGUGUGGGCCACCCGAUGGGCCCCAUUAGCGUGCGGCCCCAAGUGCAACUGCACUGGCGGCAGUUCCGUCGCUGCACAUGGGUCUCGGGCAAUUUCAAAAAUUUACACUGAACCUGGAGAGUAUGCCCGCAAAAGAUUUACUUGAUAUGUUUCAUGGUUCAGAUUCCACAUAUUGCUUCCUAUUAUACUCUAUGGGCAUUCCAUUGUAUCAUUUACCUGUCAUUCCAUAGAAAAGAGCUAUAAUCCCAGUUACUUUUAAUUUUACAAUCUACUGCUGUACUUGGGGAACACCUGUGGAAAAGAUGAAUUUGCUACACAACAGAGAUUUACCUGCAAAUGAGUUUGUGUUGCCUCCCAUUAUAGUCUAUGGGCAUUCUCUUUAGUCAUUCACCAUUGUCAUUCUAUAGAAAACAAUGAUAAUCCCACUUAAUUUCAAUUUCAAAAAUUGACACUGAAUCUGGAGAAUAUUGUGGCAAAAUAUGGAUUUCAUAUGUGUAAUAGUUUUGUCUCUAAUUGAAAUAUUUUGUUUCCAUUAUUCUCUAUGGGCAUUCCUUUCACUUCCAUUAUUCUCUAUGGGCAUUCCACUGCCUUGUUAAACUCUAUGGGCAUUCCAAUCUGUCAUUCCUUUUAGUAUGUCCCCCUCGCCACACCUUCCCUGGCUGUGAUUGACAGAGCCUGCAUUAAAAAAAAACAAAAAAAAAAACUGGUUUCACUUUCAAACAGAUGUAAUUCACCUUAAAUAAUUGUAUCUCAAUCUCUAAAUUGAACUUUAAUCACAUACAGGAGGCUCUUGCAGGGUCUAGCAAGCUAUUAACAUAGCAGGGGAUAAGAAAAUCUUAAUUAAACAGAACUUGCAAUAAAGAAAGCCUAAAUAGGGCUCUCUUUACAGGAAGUGUUUAUGGAAGGCUGUGCAAGUCACAUGCAGGGUGGUGUGACUAGGGUUCAUAAACAAAGGGAUUUAACUCCUAAAUGGCAGAGGAUUGAGCAGUGAGGCUGCAGGGGCAUGUUCUAUACACCAAAACUGCUUCAUUACGCUAAAGCUAUUCAGGUGACUAUAGUGUCCCUUUAACAGUAUUAUAGUCCACAAUAACUUUAUGUAACAUUAAUAUUUAAACGUGGCACUAAUACAACUUGCAAGAUUUUAUUUUAUUAUUUGUUUACUUGUUUCAUACAAAUCCCUUAAUCUUAAUAAUGCUAUCCACCUCUAUAAGAAGCUAUGGGCUGAAGAGUUGAUCUCAAUGAUUUUCUAUAAGGAGUAUUUGACCAGACAAUGUCCAGCACUAUCUAGGACUAAGUGCUGUGCAAAAAGACCAGUUCUGCAUCGUAAUAAAGGCAAGUUUUUAGGGAUUAGGAAAUUUUAAUGUUAAUUGUAGUAAAUACAUAUUUUUUAUUUUUUUUUUUUGGCAAUAAAUAUACCCAUUAAAAUAACUGGAUUUUUGUCCUUUAAGGAGAAAGAUAGUAGACUUCGUAAUAUAUGGUAGCGAUGUGAUGAGGAACACAGUGUAAAUCAAAGGUUACCUGCUCCACAAUUCAUAUUAUGGCAUUUAUUUGACAUUUCCAGUUAAUUUCUAUAUUUCUUACAGAUCCUAUGGUGUUUCAGAGAAUUUGUCCCUAAACAUGAUCUCUGUGCUGCCCAGGCUGUAUCUUGGCAGUGCCACAGAUGCCGAGAAUCCGCAACAAUUGCAUGAAAAUGGCAUCACGCAUGUACUGACUGUGGACAGCAAGGCCCCAACGACAUUGGAUUUGUUCAAAACUAAAUUUGUGCGUUUGUUUGACGAGGCCUGUGCAGACCUUCUGAGUUGUUUGCCUGAAUGUUUAAACUUUGUGAAAGAAGCCCAUGAAGUAUCUGAAUCAUCCAUCCUCGUUCACUGGUGAGUUCAUUAAUGGAACACUCCACUCAGAGAAACCACAACAGCGCUUUGUAGUGGCUAUGGUGCCAAAACUUAAUAAUUCUGCCGCUCCCUGCUUCUUCUCAGCUGCCAGGAGAGCCAGAAGGUCUUGCUUCCAUUAGAUGUCUCAAAUGGACACUAUAGUCACCUGAACAACUUUAGCUUAAUGAAGCAGUUUUGGUGUAUAGAACAUGCCCCUGCAGCCUCACUGCUCAAUCCUCUGCCAUUUAGGAGUUAAAUCCCUUUGUUUAUGAAUCCUAGUCACACCUCCCUGCAUGUGACUUGCACAACCUUCCAUAAACACUUCCUGUAAAGAGAGCCCUAUUUAGGCUUUCUUUAUUGCAAGUUCUGUUUGUUUAAGAUUUUCUUAUCCCCUGCUAUGUUAAUAGCUUGCUAGACCUUGCAAGAACCUCCUGUAUGUGAUUAAAGUUCAAUUUAGAGAUUGAGAUACAAUUAUUUAAGGUAAAUUACAUCUGUUGUGAUGAGAGUGAAACCAGUUUUUUUUUUUCCAUGCAGGCUCUGUCAAUCAUAGCCAGGGGAGGUGUGGCUAGGGCUGCAUAAACAGAAACAAAGUGAUUUAACUCCUAAAUGACAGUGAAUCGAGCAGUGAAAUUGCAAUGGAAUGAUCUAUACACUAAAACUGUUUUAUUUAGCUAAAGUAAUGUAGGUGACAGUGUUCCUUUAAACCAAGCUGUGCAGUGCAGGACCAGCUCACUGGCUGAGGUUGUCAGUUGAUCACUCUCGGCCAGUAAGCUAAGCCCUGCAAUGUUAGGUUUGGCACAGACAGAGAUCUGUCCGAUAGAGAGGAGACUGUAGUGGAGUUGGGGAGGGGUACGCAGCGGUCACCAGUUAUCCCUGGGCGGUAAUGUAAACACUGCAUUUUUUCUAAUAAGACAGUGUUUACUGCAAAAAGCCUUAAGGAUAUGAUUAUACUCACCAGAACCAAGACAAUAAGCCGUAGUUGUUCUGGUGACUAUCGUGUCCAUUUAAGCUGACUGGUUUGGGGGGUGAUUGUAUAAUUCUUUAUCAAAUAUUGCACACCAACAUUUACUAAUGUGUGAAUGGAAACUGCUGCUUUGUCUCGGUUUCCUGUCAAUGAUUGUUAUAAGCUGUAAUGGAUCACCUGGCAACCCCGACUGGGUACCUCCGUUGAAGGGUGCUCAUAACGCUUACAGAGGGCUCCAAGCGCUUCGCAGACACCACAACCACCGCAGACCCCACUAACCGCUGCAGCUUGGUUGGGGUCUUGCCGUCUCCUACCCACCCUGGAUCUACGACAAGGCUCCAGGUUCCAGUGGGUGAACCUCUCCACCAAGAGAGUGAAGCAGGAACAAGCUCUUAAAAGAGCUUAGUAGUGAUUAGCUAAGGGAGUAUGCAGAGCAUAGCAAUCCCUUGUAGUGAUAUAGUAAUUCCCCCAAUAAGAGACAGGACUCUAGAUUGAGGGUGAAGUAGAACUGUCUAUACUGGCACAUACAGCCUCUUUUAUUCACAUUCUACAAACAUAGUACUGCCCACAGGGUUUUGAAGCACAACCAAUCAACACAUUAUAACACAGCUAACACUCCCAUUCAUUACAUCAGAAAUCCUCCCCUCUGCCUGUGAUACAAUUAUCUCAACACAAUAGACUAACUUAAUUAUCACAGGCAGGAAAAUACAGUAUUAUAAAACAUAUCACAGGGACCCCAAAACAUGCAAUAACCCCAUAAAAAUAUAUCCUCGGAACCGGGGGAUCUGGGUGAACCACAUAUCCAAAAUUCACCCAGAUCCGUUCAGUAGUUUGGAAGAUACAGUUUAAUGCAGAUUCCGCAGAACAUAUACAGGCUAUAUGAAAAAUAAUUACUGUAUAAUGUGUCCCCUGUUCUAUAGUUUAAAACUACUGCACAAUGUCUUGGUGCACCAAAUACCAGCGAGAUAGCACCGUGUAGAAAAGUCCAAACCGUGUCUGUGAGUUAAAAUGGCCGCCAUCCAUUGUUCUCACCAUGUGCUUCAUCCAUUGUUCUCACCAUGUGCUUCAUCCAUUGUUCUCACCAUGUGCCUCUGAUACAUGAAAUGGUGGCCACCCAGUAGCUCCACAGAAUGUCCCCAGAUGGUUCUUAAAGAGCCAGCAGCAGCAUAUUAAAAUACAAUAUGCCCAAAUCAGUUCCUUUAAAGGGCAAUACAUCCCAGGGCCAUAGUCGCAGGGCAGCAAGCUGGAAAACGGGCCCCUCCAAAAACCAGUGGCGAGGUCACUUUUGCCACAUAAGCCCCACCCUUGGACCAGUCUGUCAGGAUAGAGGGAGCAUGGACAGCAGGAGAAGCAGUUAGGGUUAUUCACUAGUCAAUUCAAGUGCAAAUUCAAAGUGAAUUUCAAAUUUGAAGGCCAAAAAAAGCUGAAUUGAAAACUUUUUCCAAGUCCGCUAUAUUUUUAGUUUAUCUCUUUUGACCUAGAAUUUGAAAUUCCAAUUCCUGACAAUUCACACUACUUUUUUUUUUUUUUUUUUUUUUUGAAGAACCAUCAAUGUUUCCGUUUCCUCUGUUCCAUUGCAGUGUGUGCCCUGACUGUGUAAAGUAGAACUGGAUUGUGAUCUACAUUUUAAAAGAAAAUGGCGUCAAAUGAUAUUAAGGCUGAUACAAGUUCUUUGUUUAUUGGUGUACUUUGCAGGGAAGUGAUGUUUCUAUUUUACAGAUUCAUUUCUUCGUUUUUGUUUUAGCCAUGCGGGAGUGAGUCGUAGUGCUGCUGUAAUCACUGCCUACUUGAUGAGCACUGAAAACCUUCCCUUUGAAGAUGCUUACGCAAGACUACAGGCCAUCAAAGCCAAUGUAAAGUAGGUUUCCAAUUACACGUUAAAGGAACACUCCAGCCACCAUUGACAUCACAUCUCGCUGUAGUGAUUUUAAUUCCAGGAUUGGUUUGACGUCUUACCUGUGGUCCGCCGGGUGCUGCUCUCUGCCUCCACUAUCAUCUCCGGAGAGCCGGAUAUUCCUAAGUAGGAAUUUCUAUUAGCUCUCCUGUGCUAGGCCCUGCAAUGCUGGACUUAGUUCAUUGGCUGACAGCAGUCAGCUGACCCUCUGCUUAGGAUUCACUGUCCAUUGUCUGAUCAACACAUUGCUGGAAGAUUUAGACAGACACGAUAUGCAGGAAGUGAUCUUUGUUCUAUUUAUAUGUGUUAUUUAUAUAAUUCAUUAAUACCACAUGCAAAAGCAAUAAAAAAUACUCUCAAGUUCGAUUGUACAGGAAGUGCUGCAGGAGCAGAGUGUUUCCCCAUGCGCGCACACACACGCCAGGUUCGUAGUUUAUUAUCCAUAACUUAGAGCGACUCUGUCACCCAAUUCUUACCUUGAUUCAAUCUUUUCCUCUUCUUUUAAUCACUAAAAAUCGGUGGUACUUUUCUUAUUUUUCAAUCUUUUUCUAUUAAAAUACAUAAUACAAAUUAAUGUUUACGUUGUCUUACACAUUUUUCCUCUGUUUGACAAAACUUGAAAAAACAGCGCUAUACUAUGUUUGUCAAGUUUUGAACAAGGGCAUUGACUUACUGGUCAAGAGAAUAUAUCUACGAGGUUCCUGCUCCUCUGUAUACCUCGUGUUGUACUGUUGCACACACCUGCAAGUAUAGUAUACUUGCGAGUAUAGCACUGGUGUUGGCUAAAGGCAGAUAAAGUGCUAUGAGCUAGUGAGGAUGCAGAUGGCAUUGGCUAUGAGGGAUAGCUUCAGAUAAGUAAAACACACUUUCCCUUGCACUUCUGCAUCACCGGACACCAAGCGGUGAUAUCACCUUCGGGGUUCUUUGCAAAUAAUGCAGAGACACAAGAAGUUGAAACAGCCUUCAAACCGGCCACAUUGGGUAAUUUUGAAAAAUAAAAACAAAUGAAACUGUGCUGGGGUUUAUUCUCUAAAUCUAGAAUUGUUGUGGACUACAAUAGAAUUGCAAAUGUAGGCCAAAAAAAGUUAGUGAAUCAAAGAUGCAGGUUAGUGAAUGUGUUUGUGUCAUUGCAGAAUUAACGAUGAGUUUGUUAAGCAGUUGGAGCUGUUUGAAGCGAUGGGCUGUCAGGUGGAUAUGACAUGUUCAAUCUACAAACAAUAUCGAUUACAGAAAGUGACCGAGAAAUAUCCUGGUGAGUUUUGUAAUUCUACUCUAAGGCUAGACCAUAUUGCUGCUUAGCUUUGAAUAUGACUAACUAUUUUACCAGAUGACUAUUUAUUUAGUGAUCAGACUUGCAUGUCUUCUGGUUGGUGAUGCACCAUGCAGUCAGACUAAAUCGUUUUCAUUUUCACUAUUAAUACUGCUGCCACAAAAAUACUAUUGCUCCCAUAGAACUCACUGGGAUAUUGUAAGAAUACGAUGGGUGCCUGAAAAUGCACGUUCCAAUGACAUACCAAUAUAGAGCUAUCCAAAUGGAAUGAUAAUUUAUUUAUGUGAUGGCUGGUCUAAUUUGCUUUGCGCAAGCAACAAGCUCGCGGCGCCAUUUUUGUGACUGUUUUCCAUGUACAUAGGUAUCUCUGUAUUACAGGCAUCUGUGUAUUGUGUACUUGUAUUAUACCCAGCAGUGUGUGUGUCUGUAUAUGCAGCUGUGGGUCAACAGAGGGGGAGGACAGCAGCUCUCUAUCCAGGCAUAAAGUAAAGUCAGGUGUGAAAUGUAUUUUGUGGGCUAAUCAGGUUAAAUGUUGCACUGUGAGUGAUCACCUGCUGUGUAAGGAAUCACUAUGUAGCUUUGUUGUUUUUUUUCCUGUGCCCUGUUCUGUAUCCCCAUUGGUGAAAUGUUUGUGCAAUGUUUAUUUUACUUUAUGCUGGAGCUAUAUACAAUAAACAGAUUCCUGUUGAGUUGCCAAGAAAGAAGCUAGUUUGUCUCUUUUUUGAGGUCUCACAAGAUAUGGCUAUUCACUGAUAGCUGCUAAUAAGAGUAUUGCCACAGGGAUGCGCAAAUCAUAUCGCCCGACGUCUGGGACAUGCAGUUCCGGGCGCCGGGUAGGUUGUUAUUUUUUGCUUUUAGCCCUGCUGCGGUCUAACAGCAGAGUUAAAGGGCAGAGUGACUUGUCAGGUGUGUGCUGCCGGGUGUAAGGCCCCUCCAGUCUGCCCUGAGAGGGAGAGAACCAGCGCCUCCAGUCUGCAGGUCCGCCGGGUGUGAGCUACAGACUGUGCAUUGUCUCGCGAUCGCUGACCAAUCACAGUGUUGCCGCAGGCUACCAUGGGAACACUCUGACUUAUGGAGAUCGCGAGACAAUGCACAGUCAGCAGGUCACACCCAACGGAGCUGCAGACUGGAGAGACAGCCAACUGGGCCACCAGGGAGACAGGAGGCUGGGCCACCAGGAAACACAAAGGUAUUUCUAACACCCCUCCCUCACUUUUCAACCAGUCACCCAUCAACUUUUGUCCAGUCCCUGCAGUCCCUGCAGCGGUCACAAGUGAUGACUGUGUGAGUCAGAAAUCGAUCUAUGGAGGAUCCUGUGGAAUUAUGGGAUCCACCAUAAACCUCAGUGCUAUACUCUCGUGGCUCCUGACAAAUGAAGCUCCAGGUGUUUCAGAAAACCACCAGGACAAGGAUGACAGUAGCCACGAGGAACAUCUUUAGAUAAGUUAAGCUUACCUUUCCUUCGACCACCUGAUCGGUCAUCUUCAUGGGUCUUUGCAAAAGUGAGAGAUGUGCUUUAACUAUGAAUUGUGGGAAAACUACCAAUGCAACUGACAAAGCUUAAUCUAAAAGAACAGAACUAGAAUAAAAUUCUUCAUUGCAGUCAUUUCUCGCCUUUGACAGCUCCCUUGUCAAUUCUGGACAGUUUCCAGUUUAGAAAAUGAAUCUGAUAUUUGCACUUGGUUCUGUCCCUUUAAACUUGUUUCAAUUACUUUUCCAAUUUAAUGAACUGUCCGUUUGAUUUUUGUAAAAACAAUGAUAUUCAAAUAAUGUAUAACUACAUUACACUAUCCCUUUAGGAUCACUAUUUGAAUAUUCUCUCUGAAUACCUAUUUCAGAAUUGCAAAAGCUACCACGGGAAGUGUUUGCGUCUGACCCCAGCUCCCUCGGUCAAACUGCCGAGACUCUCUACCGAUGUAGAAAAUGCAGGUAUCUAUUAGCUAACGAUGUGAAGAUGUACCUACAUACAGCCUUUUUAGUUAAGUUUGAGCUAAGUCUGCUUUUUAACGUUUUACAUGCAUUUAUUACAUCAUUUUUAUCACAAUUUAAAGGGACACUAAAGGCACCCAAAAACUUAAUGGGGUUGUUUUGGUGUAUAGAUCAUGCACCUGCAGUCUCACUGCUCAAUUCUCUGACAUUUAGGAAUUUAAUCACUUUAUUUUAUGCAGCCCUAGUCACACCUCCUUGCAUGUGGCUUGCACAGUCUUUCUAAACACUUCCUGUUCAAAGUCAUCAAAUGUUUACACUUCCUCUAUUGCGUAUUGCCUUCUAGACCCUGCAUGAUCUUCCUGUGUGUGAUUAAAGUUAAAUUUACAGAGCAGGAGAUAAAAACUGCUAAAGCCAGUUAACAUCUGAUGGAAAAAUGAAAAACAUUUUUUUUUUCUUCAUAGAAGCUGUGUCAGUCACAACCAGGGUUAGGUGUGUCUUGGACAAGAUAAACAGAAACAAAAGUGAUUUAACUCCUAAAUGGCAAUUAAUUUGGCAGUGAGAAUGCAAGAGCAUGAGCUAUACACCAAAACAGCAUCACUAAGCUAACCUUUUUGGUUAGAUCACUGGGACCUCAUCAUGCAAAAAACAAAAAAAAGGCAUAAAGCAUAUACCUGUAUUCCAUUGCUGCUCCUCCUUUGACAAAGUUAUACAUUUUGAUGACCCACACUUUAGUGGUUAUGGUGCUUUUUGUUUAUUUAGGACUUUAUCAUUGCUUUUCCUUACAGACGCUCAUUGUUCCGGGCCACCAGUAUCCUCAGCCACGUCGUAGGUGAUGGUCCUGCUGCAUUUGCUCAUAAGAAGUUGAAUUCAGCCACCUCCGCAUUAGACCUGAAGAAGUGUACUUCCUAUUUUGUGGAGCCUGUGCAGUGGAUGGAGGAGACUCUGCUGGGUGUAAUGGAUGGUCAGGUAGGAUCAGAAGACCCUGUUUCUUUAAAUAUCACCAUUUUCUUGUACUUGUUACAUUCAACUCUAUGAACAUUGCAGAAGCAGAGCUACAUUUGCAAGUUGUAACUGUUUUUGGUUCUAGCAUUUUCCAAUAGUUCAGAUACUUCAUUUAUUUUUCCCAUAUUCCGGAGUAGAUACAAAACAGUCCUAUUAAAGGGACAGCCAGACUCCUAAAGCACUUCUGCUUGCUAAACUGUUUUAUAUGUAGACUGUCCUUUUUAUUUAUUUACUUAUUUUUUAUAAAAAGUGUAGAUUUCAAUAGAAAUUGACACUUUUAUAAAUUGACCUUGUUACAAACCUCCCCGCUGGCAAUCAGGUAACAGAUCAGAGACAUCAAUUGCCCAGAGCGCCUGCCUUGCAAAGACUUCUCAAUAAUUGCAGUUAGAAGUCUGUGAUUGGACAACUACAGAAAGUCUGGGCGGGGCUAGAAGGGGGAGGGUUUCUAAAGGCUGUAGACAAGAGAUCCGCAGCCAUUUUAGAUAUACCACAAAUGAAUGGUUUUUUUUCCGAAAGGUAUAGCUAUUAAAAACUGAUUUUUAUUUUUUAUAAUUUGGGCAGCGGAGAGUCCCUUUUGAAUAUUUUGAUUGUAUACACUAAAAAAAAGUGUGUGUUUUUUUUUUUUUUUUUUAAUACAUUGCAUAAAUAAUUUAUAUAAAAAAGUAUGCCAAAGACUACCAAUCUAAAAAAACACAAGAUAGAAAGUACCAUUGCCAAAGACUACCAAUCUAAAAUAACACAAGAUAGAAAGUACCAUGUUUUAGGAUUCCCUAAACUGGUGCACGUAUUUACACACAGUGGCGUACAUACCAGGGUCGCGGCUGCAACCGCCCGGCCCACCAGGGGGCCCCGCCCCUGCGACCCGGUAUGUACACCCAGGCCAGCCUCUUCCCCUGGGGGGCCCAGGAGCCGACCACCCCAGGGCCCCCCGAGGCUGGCCCUGCUGACCCGUCGGGCGGGCAGAGGCGCGGGCGCGCGAGGGAGCACUCAGUGCUUCCUCUUCAGCUCCCUCGCGCACCCAAUGAUACCGGAGCCGGAAGAUGACGCAUCUUCCGGCGCCGGGCCUACGCGGCGCGCGAGGGAGCUGAAGAGGAAGCACUGAGUGCUCCCUCGCGCGCCCGCCUUCCUGCCCGACCGGCUGCCCGCCCGCCCAGGAGCCCAGCAGCACCACUGGACCCCAGGGAAUCCCCCCAGCACUCCAAAAGGUAAGGAGGCUGGGGGGAUUAAAUUUUAAAAAAAAUGUGUGUUUGUGUUAGUGUGUGUGUUAGUGUGUGUGUUAGUGUGUGUGUGUGUUUGUGUGUUUGUGUUUGUUUGUGUGUUUGUGUUUGUUUGUCUGUUUGUGUUUGUUUGUCUGUUUGUGUUUGUUUGUCUGUUUGUGUUUGUUUGUCUGUUUGUGUUUGUUUGUGUUCGUGUGUGUGUCAGUGAGUGUGUCUGUUAUUGGGUGUGUGUCUGCUAGUGAGUGUGUUACUGUGUGUGUGUGUUACUGAGUGUGUUUGAUGUCUGUUAGUGAGUGUGUGUUUGUCAGUGAAAGUGUAUGUUUUGUAAGUGAGUGUGUAUGUAUGUCUGUCGCUGAGUGUGUCUCUGUCAGUAAAUGUGUGUGUCUGUUAGCUAGUGUGUAUGCGUCUGUUCGUGAGAAUGUGUGUGUGUGUGUCUUCAGCAUUUACCUUUCUCCAGCGUCGGACUCCCUUGGCGCUGGGGAUCCCUCCGCCUCUCAGCUCCGAAUGCACACGCGCAGCAAGAGGCGCGCACGCGCUUUUAAACCGCCCAUAGGAAAGCAUUACUCAAUGUUUUCCUAUGGACGUCCAGUGUCUUCUCACUGUGAUUUUCACAGUGAGAAUCGCGGAAGCUCCUCUAGCAGCUGUCAAUGAGACAGCCACCAGAGGCUGGAUUAACCCUCAGUCAUAGCCGCUUCUAUGAAACGGGCUAUGUUUUCAGCUGCAGGGUUAAAACUAGGAUUUCCGGCACCCAGACCACUUCAUUGAGCUGAUGUGAUCUGGGUACUGUAGCGGUCCUUAUGUGUGUGCAUACCGGGCGUCGCUGGGUCGCAGCCCUGCAACCCCCGCGCAUUGCGGUGCCCACACCGCCAUGUUAAGUGCCCCAACACGCCGCAGUUUCGCACCGGGGCCCCAUGGGUCAUGUGUACGCCACUGCCUACACAUUACAUGAACAUUGAGAUUUACCCAUUCCCAAAAGUAGAUUGGUCUAUACAAUAACCCAUACAGUGAUGGCAAAAUGGCCGAAACAUGUCCAGCAGUGCAGACUACCUACACCAAAAUGGGAGGCUCUUGAUUGGCCAAACUAUUUAAUGGUGGCAGAGUUUUCAAAUGAUUAUGUAUUGUUUAAGGAUUUGCAUAUAAAGAAAGAACUUUUAAAGGUAUGCGUUUUCUAUUUACUAUUUAAUUUGGUUAUUUUUAACAUUAUUUUUAUUUAAUUUGUUUUAUUAAUGAAUCGUCUAUACCAGGGAUAGGCAACCUUCGGCACUCCAGAUGUUUUGGACUACAUCCCCCAUAAUACUCUGACACCCAUAGUGCUAGCAAAGCAUCAUGGGAGGUGUAUUCCAAAACAUCUGGGGUGCCGAAGGUUUCCUAUGCCUGGUCUAUACUAUGCAUUAAAAAGAGCCAAUCCCAACCUGGAGUGCUCAUUUAUGUGGACAGCAAGGACAACCACAGUUGUCUGUCGUGCCUUAUAACAAAUCUAUAUUAACCAUAAUCAAUCCAUUGCUUUAUUAUUUUUCCCCCUCCAGCUUCUUUGCCCAAAAUGUAGCUCCAAGCUUGGUUGCUUCAACUGGUACGGUGAGCAGUGUUCGUGUGGCCGCUGGGUCACUCCGGCAUUCCAAGUGCAUAAAAACAGAGUGGAUGAGGUUAAGGCCGUGCAGAUCCGUGGCAUACAGACAUGAAAUCAAACGUUUUAUGGAGCAAAUCCUCUUGGAACUAAUGCACGGAGACGGACAUGGAAAUUUUUUGCCUUGGAGAUACUUAUGGGACUAUAUGCAGGCUUCUUCAGUCGUAUUUCAUUUUGGAAUUCGCUUAUCUUAGAAUGCAUUCUGUGACUGCAUGUUGGAGAGAGAGAGAAGUGCAGAGAGGAGGAUUUUGCGUCACCUGCAACAACAUAAAAAGUUUCCCAUAGCGGUUUCUUAGCAUCCACUCUAAAUAAGCAGUACCUCUGCUAUAUAUAUUCUUACCUUAAAGGACCACUAUAGUGCCAGGAAAACAUACUCGUUUUCCUGGCACUAUAGUGCCCUGAGGGUGCCCCCACCCUCAGGGACCCCCUCCCGCCCGGCUCUGGGGAGAGGAAAGGGGUUAAACUUGCAACUUUUCAGGCGCUGGGCUCG
Messenger RNA from Pelobates cultripes (western spadefoot toad), 22360 nucleotides. The record is from the annotation of a GenBank genome assembly. Lineage: Eukaryota; Metazoa; Chordata; Amphibia; Anura; Pelobatidae.